AUUCGACUUAUCGCUCGGUCCCACUUAUCGCGUAAGUGCUGGGGUAUUACAUUACAUACUGUAUUCUAAAAAAAUCACACAAACAAAAUAUCACUGUUACAAAAAAAAACAAACGAAGCUCCCACCCCCACCUCGGCCACCUCUAGACUGGUGGAUUCUUUCUUGAAUUCUUUUAUUUAAUAUUUAAGUUAGGUUAGUUCGAAUCAUAAACAAAGGCGAUUACGGUUACUGCGAUUACUAAUGAUUGUUUAUUUUUAUUAUCCACAUUCCCCUGUGGUUUUAGCAUUUAGUCUAGCAGUCUAGCCGGUUAGUUUAGUUGUAAUCGAAGAAAAAUUAAAAAUUAGACUAUAAAUCUGAUGUGUGUACGUAAUUUUCGUUUAUAUCCUGUUCCAAUAGUUUAUCAGUAGAUGGACGGUAUUUGCAUUAUUUUACUGUUGUUAUCGUGCCUCGACAAUCCAUCAUUUUUGUUAGACAAGCAAAUUGCAAAUUUUAAAAAAUGGGAAAUUGCUGUUGUAGCGAUACUGAAAAUGAUGAUAUUGAAAACACAUACGAUGGGCCAAUAGGAUCCACGCGCAGUUCUUCACUGUCUUCGAAUGUAAUUACUACGACUCCAGCUUUGAAUCUCUUUAAUGAUAGAACACCAAUUCUUUCUAAAUCUGCUUCAGAUAGAGCAUCAAUUCGCGAUAAACCUUCCACAGACUGUGCAUCAAGUCGUCUUAAAGCUGUUACGGAUAAUACUACCAGAACCCCUGGUUAUGGUGCUACAAGCUCUAAAACUAAUCGGGAAAGAUCAAUGACUAGAAGAGAUAACAACAAAACACUGCCGUAUUCUGAUAUAUAUCCAACGCGAUCCACGCGCAGUUCUUCACCGUCUCUGAGUGUUAAUACUACUCUUCCAAUUUUGAAUCUAUCUAACGAUAUAGUACCAAUUCUUUCUAAAACUGCUUCAGAUAGAGCAUCAAUCUGCGCUAAACCUUCUACAGACCGUGCAUCAAUUCGUCCUAAAGAUGUUACGGAUAAUACUACCAGAACCCCUGGUUAUGAUGCUACAAGCUCUAAAGCUAAUCGAGAAAGAUCAAGGACUAGAAGAGAUAAUAACAAAACACUGCCGUAUUCUGAUAUAUAUCCAACACAAUCCACGCGCAGUUCUUCACCGUCUUCGAGUGUAAAUACUAUUCCAAUUUUGAAUCUAUCUAAUGAUAUAGCACUUUCUAAAACUGAUUCAGAUAGAGCAUCAAUCUGCGCUAAACCUUCUACAGACCGUGCAUCAAUUCGUCCUAAAGAUGUUAAGGAUAAUACUACCAGAACUCCUGGUUAUGGUGCUACAAGCUCUAAAACUAAUCGGGAAAGAUCAAGGACUAGAAGAGAUAACAACAAAACACUGCCGUAUUCUGAUAUAUAUCCAACGCGAUGCACGCGCAGUUCUUCACCGUCUUUGAGUAUAAAUACUACUCUUCCAAUUUUGAAUCUAUCUAAUGAUAUAGCACCAAUUCUUUCUAAAACUGCUUCAGAUAGAGCAUCAAUCUGCGCUAAACCUGCGCUAAAAGAUGCUACGGAUAAUACUACCAGAACCCCUGGUUAUGGUGCUAAAAGCUCUGAAACUAACCGGGAAAGAUCAAGGAGUAGACGAGAUAACAACAAAACACCGGCGCGAUCUAGAGGACAUUCAAGUUCAUCCAGAACUAACCGGAAACGAUCUAAAACUAACCGCGAAAGAUCAAGGACUAGACGAGACAAAACACCGGCGCCAUCUAGAGGGCAUUCAAGUUCAUCCAGCACGAACCGAGAACGAUCUAAAACUAACCGGGAAAGAUCAAGGCCUAGACGAGAUAACAACAAAACACUGCCGUAUUCUGGUAUAUAUCCAACACGAUCCACGCGCAGUUCUUCACCGUCUUCGAAUGUAAUUACAACGCCAACUUUGAAUCUUUCUAAUGCUAGAGCACCAAUUCGUUCUACAUCUGCUUCAGAUAUAACCACAAUCCUCGGUAAAGCUUCCACAACCCCUGGUUAUGGUGCCACAAACUCUCAAACUAACUGGGAGAGAUCACUGAGUAGACGAGAUAACAACAAAACACCGGCGUCACCUACAGGACAUUCAAGUUCAUCCAGAACGAUGAAUCAACAUUCUAGUUUACAUACGAACAGAACAACCCGUGUACCAGUACCAGAAGAUCCAGUAAUCUUAACACAACUAUUAAGUAUUUUAUAUAAUUUUAACAUAAAUUUGACUGAUUAUGUAUUUCAAUUAGAAAGUCUGAGAGAAGAAUCCUGGGAAUAUCAACGUAUCAAGAGCAUAUUUUUUCAAUCUAACAGAGCGUUUUUUAAAUUACAUAGCAUCGACAAAGUACACAAUCCUUAUCUUCUAGUACAAUAUGGACUUAAAAAAUAUGAAUACAUACGUAAAGGAAUCGGUUACAGAGAAACAUUACUGUUCCACGGAACCAAGAGAGAACAUAUUGGCGAUAUUUGCCGAAAUAAUUUUAACUGGAGGUUACAAGGUACUAAUUCUGGAUCCAGAUACGGACAAGGCGUAAAUUUCGCGUCAGUUGCUUAUUUUGCAGCACUUUUCUGUGACGAAGGAUAUAACAAAGUGAUGAUAAUAGCUAAUGUUCUAAUUCGUAACAGCUGUAGGGGAAACAGUGACAUGGCGAUACCACCGUGUAAUUUUGAUUCCAGCACAAACGACCAGCACAACAUAUACGUUAAAUACGACGAUAAUACUUUCUACCCAGCUUAUAUUAUCCAUUUUGGUGGAAUAAUCCACAAGAAAAAGGAUCAACCAAGUGUCUCCGAAUGAGUUCAACGUUUUUUUUUUAAAUGUUUCAGUAUUAAAAAUGGCUGUAUGUAAGAAUUUAAUAAACGUUUUUAAUUUAC
Molecule: messenger RNA, 2877 nt
Organism: Diabrotica virgifera virgifera (western corn rootworm)
Lineage: Eukaryota; Metazoa; Arthropoda; Insecta; Coleoptera; Chrysomelidae
Product: mucin-21-like
Exons: 3
Coding region: 497-2800 (767 amino acids)
Molecular function (GO): NAD+ poly-ADP-ribosyltransferase activity
Source: RefSeq, a predicted model, not a curated record